AACGAAUUUAAAACCUGCCGCUGCCAACCUUUGUUGUUAAAUAUCAUGCUUGUGUUAUUUCUGAUAGUUAUUUGUAGCUCUUGAAUAAAUUACCAACUGUUCACGGUUGGUUUUACAUCCACAUAUUCUUUCGAAACAAGUACCUAGUCAAAUUUUUCAACGAUGCAGACUGAUAAAAAGAAGGCCGAGAUCCCGCCUACCAUGAAGUUUAUUUUAGGCGGAACUUCUGGGAUGUGUGCUUCUGUUUGCGUUCAACCUUUGGACCUGGUGAAAAAUCGAAUGCAAAUGAGCGGUAUUGGAAGUGCUACCUCUGGUCAACGUAACAGCCUUCAAGUACUUCUAUCAGUUAUUAAAAAUGAAGGAUUUUUCGCAAUAUACUCAGGUUUAUCAGCAGGAUUACUUCGUCAAGCCACCUAUUCAACUGCUCGUUUAGGCAUCUAUACAAAUUUAUUUGAACAAUAUACAAAGCGUAAAAAAGAAUCUCCAAAUUUCUUCACAAAAAUAAGUAUAGCUGUAACUGCUGGAAUAUGCGGUGCAUUUAUUGGGACACCAGCUGAAAUUUGUCUCAUUCGUAUGACAUCGGAUGGCAGAUUGCCACCAGCAGAACGUCUCAAUUAUUCCAAUGUAUUCAAUGCUCUAAUAAGAAUCGCACGUGAAGAAGGCGUGUUAACAUUAUGGCGGGGUGCAGUUCCAACUAUGGGUCGAGCAGCUGUAGUUAACGGUGCACAAUUAGCUACUUACUCUCAAGCCAAACAAAAACUUCUUGAAAUUGGUCAUUUCACUGAUGGUUUAGGUGUACAUAUAAUGGCUAGUUUAUUAAGUGGUUUCACUACAUCCGUUUUCUCUUUACCUAUUGAUAUUGCUAAGACUCGAAUUCAAAAUAUGAAAACUAUUAAUGGUAAACCAGAAUAUAAAAAUAUGGGGGAUGUGAUUUUACGUGUAAUACGCAAUGAAGGUAUACCAUCAUUAUGGAAAGGUUUUACACCAUAUUUCUUACGUAUUGGACCGCAUACAGUAUUAACAUUUAUCUUUUUAGAACAAUUAAAUCGUUUAUAUAUUAAACAUAUUCUAGGUGAUACAAGUGGUCAACGUGCCGGUGGUCUGUAAGCUGCUACAUCAACUAACUGGUCAUUAUGUUUUGUUGAAUUUUUAUUUUCUCUCCCUUCUUUUUUUUUUUUAUUAUUAUCAAAUUUUAAUUGAAACAAAAAUGAAUUCAAUCGUGUUCUUCUCCUCCUCCUCCUCCUCCUCCUCCUUCAGUAGUAGUAAUUAAUGAUAAUAAUGCUAAUAAAGUAGUCAACAAACAACAUUCCUUCAUUGUUGUAUGAUUUUUUUUAAUGCGCCAUUUGUAACUGUGUAUGUACUUUACUUACUUACUUAAUUACUUACUUACUUACUAACU
Molecule: messenger RNA, 1399 nt
Organism: Schistosoma turkestanicum
Lineage: Eukaryota; Metazoa; Platyhelminthes; Trematoda; Strigeidida; Schistosomatidae
Source: the annotation of a GenBank genome assembly